AACAACAACAACAGGAUCAACAGAAUGGUAUCACACGAAGAUCUCAGUUUGAUUAACAGCGACAAUUUUGAAGCUGACGGUCUUACUGCUCACCAGUUAUUUGGAUCGGGUGAUGGACUCACUUACAAUGAUUUCCUUGUUUUACCUGGCUACAUUGAUUUUUCCGCCGAUCAAGUACGAAUUACGACUCAGCUGACCAAGGGCAUUCAACUUAAUACUCCACUCGUUUCAUCGCCAAUGGACACAGUAACUGAGUCCGAUAUGGCUAUUGCUAUGGCUCUCUGCGGUGGAAUCGGUAUCAUUCACCAUAAUUGUACAGCCGAAUUUCAGUCCCAAGAAGUGGUCAAAGUAAAGAAAUAUAAACACGGUUUUAUUCGGGAUCCAGUCUGUCUAACGCCAACGCAUCUCGUACGUGAUGUACUCAAGGUGAAAAACGAAAAAGGCUUCACCGGAAUUCCGAUUACAGAUACUGGAAAAUUGGGCGGCAAAUUACUCGGUAUCGUGACAUCGCGUGAUAUUGAUUUCAAGAUGAAAGAAAUCAUGGACGAACCACUUGAAGGAUUGAUGACCAAUUUUGCAGAUUUGACCACUGCAUAUGAUGGUAUCUCUCUGGAAGACGCUGUCAAAGUAAUGGAAAAGACCAAGAAGGGUAAACUACCAAUCAUCGACAAAGAAGGUCACCUCAUUUCGCUCAUUUCACGUACGGACAUUAAGAAGCAACGGGAUUAUCCGUUAGCUUCGAAAGAUGCCAACGAUCAGCUGUUGGUAGGAGCUGCAAUCGGAACACGUGAUCACGACAAAGAACGUUUAGCUCGACUUGCUGAAGCCGGUGUCGAUGUUGUCGUUCUUGAUUCGUCCCAAGGAAAUUCCAUUUAUCAGAUUAACAUGAUCCAAUUUAUUAAAAAGACCUAUCCACAGAUUCAAGUCAUCGCUGGUAACGUGGUCUCACAAAAACAAGCUCAAAAUCUGAUCAAAGCUGGUGCCGAUGCUCUUCGUGUUGGUAUGGGUUCCGGUUCUAUCUGUAUCACACAAGAAGUGAUGGCCUGUGGCCGGCCACAAGCUACUGCCGUAUACAAAGUUUCCAACUAUGCACGAAAAUUUAACGUACCUACCAUUGCCGACGGUGGAAUUACCUCUGUUGGCCAUAUACUUAAAGCGUUGGCGUUGGGCGCCAGCGGUUGUAUGAUGGGAUCGAUGUUGGCCGGAACAACCGAAGCUCCCGGUGAAUAUUAUUACUCAAAUGGCGUUCGAGUCAAAAAGUAUCGAGGAAUGGGUUCAAUUGACGCCAUGGAAAGCAAAGAUGGUGAAGGUUCCCGUCAACGAUACUUUCAAAGUGACAAUGAAAAUGUUCGAGUCGCUCAAGGUGUUUCUGGUGCAAUAGUGGAUAAAGGGUCGAUCCACCGUUUUGUACCCUAUCUCGUAAAUGGAAUCCGUUAUGGCUGUCAAGAUAUGGGUGUUCGAAGCCUGGAACAAUUAAAAGAACAGAUGUACACUGGUGUACUUAAAUUUGAAAAACGUACAGCAUCCGCUCAGAUCGAAGGUGGCGUGCAUGGAUUAUACUCAUUUGAAAAGAAACUUUUCUAAUUUUUCUCAUAAUCUAUACUACCGCACAUAUUAUUAUGUAUGGAUUGUUGUUGUUUGCAUUUUCAAUAAUAAAAACUCACUUGAUGAUUUAUUAGUACAAAAAAUAAAAAUAAAUACUCGAUAUAUCUGUUUUA
Dermatophagoides farinae (American house dust mite) is the source of this 1718-nucleotide messenger RNA. The record is from RefSeq and is a predicted model, not a curated record. Lineage: Eukaryota; Metazoa; Arthropoda; Arachnida; Sarcoptiformes; Pyroglyphidae.